Molecule: messenger RNA, 1731 nt
Organism: Colletotrichum higginsianum IMI 349063
Lineage: Eukaryota; Fungi; Ascomycota; Sordariomycetes; Glomerellales; Glomerellaceae
Product: GMC oxidoreductase
Exons: 6
Coding region: 1-1731 (576 amino acids)
Molecular function (GO): flavin adenine dinucleotide binding; oxidoreductase activity, acting on CH-OH group of donors
Source: RefSeq, a predicted model, not a curated record
AUGGGAUCGAUACCACAAGACAUCACCUACGACUUUGUGAUCUGCGGCGGUGGCACGUCCGGCUGCGUUGUUGCAGGCCGUCUUGCUGAGAUCCCCGGGGUCAGUGUCCUGCUCAUUGAGGCUGGCGAGCACAAUGAGAAUCUCGAGAAUGUUCACAUGACAGGAGGAUGGUCUCAAUUAUUCGACAAGGAAACCGACUGGAACGUCAUUAGCGAGAAGAAGCCUGCCGUGAACGACAGGCAGGUGAAACUUAGCCGUGGCAAGUUCCUUGGCGGAUGCUCCGGUUGCAACGGCACGCUCUGCAUCCGCGGCUCAAAGCAGGACUAUGAUGACUGGGGAGUCGAGGGCUGGAGUGGUGAAGAGUUCUUUAAGUAUAUUCGCAAGGCAGAGAACUUCCACGGAAAGUCUUGGUUCAAGGCCUCCAACGACCAUGGCACCGACGGCCAUCUGAACAUCGAACCGCACGACCUCGCCCCCAUUUCCAACCUGAUCAUGGACUCGAUGGUCUCCAAGGGGCUUCCCCUCGACCACGACAUGUUUUCCCACGGCAAUAACCCUCAUGGGUGCGGCCACGCUCCGAGGACGGUGCACAAGGGCCUGCGAAGCACCGCAGCGGACUUUGUAACCAAGGAGAACAAGAGAGAUAAUCUCCACCUUCUCGUGGAGACGCACGUCGAGAAGGUCCUAAUGGAGAACGUGGACGGCCAGCUCAGGGCGACGGGUGUCAGAGCCGUCAAGGCCGACGGGUCAGUCGUCGAGAUCAAAGCCCGCAAAGAGGUCAUUGUUAGUGGCGGCGCCUACUGCAGUCCUAAUAUUCUCAACCGAUCCGGUCUUGGAGCAAAGUCGGAGCUGGAGGCUUUCGGAAUCCCUACUCUGGUCGACUUGCCCGGCGUUGGAAAGAACCUCAUGGACCAUCUCAUCGUCUUCAUGUUCUACGAGACCGAAAAGGCCGGGCUCACCAACGACCACCACGUCUAUCACGGCGACAACUUCGCCAAGACGUACGCCCUUUGGAAAGACCAGCAGGCCGGCUUCCUGUCGUCCUUCCCUUUCGGCGCUUUUGCGUACGCCCGUCUGGACGAGAGGCUUGCCGACUCGGAGCUGUGGAAGAGCGCACCGCGCGCGCCCGGCCGCGACCCGAUGGGCCUGUCGCCGAAGCAGCCCAACAUCGAAUUCUUCACGACGGAGUGCUACGGCGGGCCGAAACAGUUCGACCAGUUCCCGACUGACGGGAAACACGCCUUCAGCAUGAUUGCAGAGCUAUUCGGGCCCCGGUCUCGAGGCACCGUGUCCCUUCGCAACACCGACGCCAAGGCCGUCCCCGUGGUUGAUGCCAACUAUCUCGCCGACCCCCUGGAUGUCGAGGUUUUGGCCGAGGCGUGCCGGUUUGGCAACGAGAUCAUCAUGGAAGGCAACGGCACCAAGGGCAUUGUCAAGGGCUCGUGGCCGAGCGACUUGGUACACCACAAGUACACCACCCGAGAAGAAUGGAUUCCCUACGUUCGCGACAAUGCGACAACCUGCUACCACGCUGCCGGAACUUGUGCCAUGGGCAACGCAUCCGACCCGAAUACUGUCGUCGACCCUACGCUCACAGUGAAGGGCGUCAAGGGUCUGAGAGUGGCUGACUGUAGUAUCAUGCCUAUCCUCCACGGUGGCCACACGCAGAUGCCUGCAUACGGAAUUGGAGAGAAGGCUGCUGAUCUCAUCAAGGAAGCAUGGAAGUUGUAA